Verruconis gallopava is the source of this 663-nucleotide messenger RNA. RefSeq lists its product as uncharacterized. The transcript has a single exon. The coding region runs from base 70 to 663 and encodes 197 amino acids. Lineage: Eukaryota; Fungi; Ascomycota; Dothideomycetes; Venturiales; Sympoventuriaceae. The record is from RefSeq and is a predicted model, not a curated record.
ACCAAAAUCUCUAUAAAGCUCAGACUUUCUCAAAUCGCACCUACAUAUCUCCGCGUCCAACCUCCAACAAUGCAGGCCAAGAUUGAACAACAGCCGUUCAACAAGCAUGUCCAACCACCAACCAGGUUCGACAAGAAGCCUCUUCGCUCCAUUUUUCUCGCAGGAAGCAUAAACAUGGGGGAUGCCCCACCGUGGCAGAGAGAGAUGGCAGAGAUGCUCUCAGAUUUGCCUAUAGUUGUAUAUAACCCACGCCGCGAUCGAGAAGGGAACAAAUUUGAUCCAACCCUAAAGCAAGAUAUCUCAAACACAAAGUUCAGAGAACAAGUCGAGUGGGAAAUGGACCAUCUCAAACAGUGCGAUAUCAUUGCGAUGUACUUUGACCCACACCCCGAGAAAUUGUCACCAAUUACCCUACUGGAGCUGGGUCAUCAUGCGAAAGACCGAAAGCUAAUUGUCGGCUGUCCGGAUGGGUUUCUCCGCAAGGGUAACGUCCAGAUAGUUUGCAAACGUUUCGACAUACCUCUCAUUGAGUCGCCGGAGGAAUUCAAGACGGUAGUUAGACAAGAAGCCGAGAAGCUGUGUGCAACAAAGGUCAGCGAAUGGGAAAUUGUGAACUUCAUGUGGGGAAUUUGGAGAAGCGUUACUAGUAGGAUUAUGGGAUAA